Sparassis crispa is the source of this 933-nucleotide messenger RNA. RefSeq names its product rRNA-processing protein. Gene Ontology annotation, biological process: maturation of SSU-rRNA from tricistronic rRNA transcript (SSU-rRNA, 5.8S rRNA, LSU-rRNA). Lineage: Eukaryota; Fungi; Basidiomycota; Agaricomycetes; Polyporales; Sparassidaceae. Gene Ontology annotation, cellular component: preribosome, small subunit precursor; nucleolus. The transcript is spliced from 4 exons. Bases 1 to 933 code for a protein of 310 amino acids. The record is from RefSeq and is a predicted model, not a curated record.
AUGGGACCCACGCGAACACAGAAAACGCAACAUCUCCAUACCCCUUCCUCGUCGACUCCAACCGCCGGACCUUCUAAUCCCAAGGUGAAACACGGGUCGAAACCGCGUCACAAAGAGGCUCACCCGACCGAUAACGAUGCUAUCCCUGGAGUCCAGAAGAUAAAAGCAGCAUUGAGACAAACCCGCCGGCUGUUGUCCAAGGAUAAACUUGCGGCGGAUGUACGCGUCGCGACAGAACGCCGGCAACGUGCUCUAGAGGCUGAUCUUAAACAAGCUGGACAUGCUCGGAAAGAACGCACUCUGGCAACUCGGUACCAUAAAAUCAAGUUCUUCGAACGGCAAAAGGUGACACGCAAGAUCCAGCAGGUGAAACGCCAGCUGGCCAAUGCUGACGGAAAGACCAAACUUGCGAAGAGUGAGCGGAGGACCCUUGAGGAGCGUCUGCGGGAAUUGAGAGUCGAUCUCAAUUACAUUCUGCAUUACCCCAAGAUGAAGAAAUAUAUUUCUCUGUUCCCUCCUGAGGUACGAGUGCAAGGAGCCCCGACCACAGAAGGGACCAUGAAGGAGAACCAAAGCGCGACGGAGACGGACGCGCAGCGUGAAGAGGUGCGGGCGUCGAUGAGGGCACAGAUGGAGCGCGGUGAACUGAGCUGGGAGCCAGAGGUCGAGAAGAAUUAUCCACGCAACGCAAGCGAAGGGGCAGUGACAGGAAAGCGACAGAACAGCAGUGGAGCAGGCGGAACUGGAAAGGUGCCUAUAGCAUGGCACAGGGACAGGGAUGGUGGGAAGAAAGGCAAGGAUAGCGAUGAUGCGGAGGGCGGUCUCGUAUCAGGAGAUGCUUUCUUUGGAGAUGACGACGAGGAAGACGAGAACGAAGCAAGCCAGAGCGAGGAAAGUGAAGAUGAUGAUAUGCCAGAUGAUUCGCAACACUGA